Molecule: messenger RNA, 1758 nt
Organism: Tupaia belangeri chinensis (Chinese tree shrew)
Lineage: Eukaryota; Metazoa; Chordata; Mammalia; Scandentia; Tupaiidae
Gene: PACC1
Product: proton activated chloride channel 1
Exons: 8
Coding region: 116-1168 (350 amino acids)
Cellular component (GO): cell surface
Source: RefSeq, a predicted model, not a curated record
CGAACCGGUGUCGCCUAGCUGAGCCUGCAGGUCCUGGCGCUGCGGCCGUGGUGCUGCUCCCUGGCUCCUCCCGGGCGGCCGCGGGCUCGGGUGUGCCCUAGCGCCGGUCAGUGCCAUGAUCCGGCAGGAGCUCUCCACAUCCUACCAGGAGCUGAGUGAGGAGUUGGACCAAGUGGCUGAGAAUUCAGAGCAGGCCGACGAGCAGGACGUGGAGACGGUCCAAGUCCAAGGCCCAGGUGUCUUACCAGGCCUGGACAGCGAGUCCUCCUCCAGCACUAUCCGCUUCAGCAAGGCCUGCCUGAAGAACGUCUUCUCAGUCCUGCUCAUCUUCAUCUACCUGCUGCUCAUGGCCGUGGCCGUCUUCCUGGUCUACCAGACCAUCACGGACUUCCGCGAGAAACUCAAGCACCCUGUCAUGUCCGUGUCUUACAAGGAGGUGGAUCGCUAUGAUGCCCCAGGUAUUGCCCUGUAUCCCGGGCAGGCACAGUUGCUCAGCUGUAAGCACCACUACGAGGUCAUCCCACCUCUGAGGAGCCCUGGCCAGCCAGGUGACCUGAACUGCACCACCCAGAGGAUCAACUACACGGACCCUUUCUCCAAUCAGACCGUGAAAUCCGCCCUGAUUGUCCAGGGGCCUCGAGAAGUAAAGAAGCGAGAGCUGGUCUUCCUCCAGUUUCGCCUGAACCAGAGCAGUGAGGACUUCAGUGCCAUCGAUUACCUCCUCUUCUCUUCUUUCCAGGACUUCCUGCGGAGCCCAGACAAGGCAGGCUUCAUGCAGGCCUGUGAGAGUGCCUAUUCCAGCUGGAAGUUCUCUGGGGGCUUCCGCACCUGGGUCAAAAUGUCACUGGUGAAGACCAAGGAAGAGGAUGGGCGGGAAGCGGUGGAGUUUCGGCAGGAGACCAGUGUGGUUAACUACAUUGACCAGAGGCCAACUGCUGAAAAAAGUGCUCAGUUGUUUUUUGUUGUCUUUGAAUGGAAAGAUCCUUUCAUCCAGAAAGUCCAAGAUAUAAUCACUGCCAAUCCUUGGAACACAAUUGCUCUUCUUUGUGGGGCCUUCUUGGCAUUAUUUAAAGCAGCAGAAUUUGCCAAACUGAGUGUGAAAUGGAUGAUCAAAAUUAGGAAGAGAUACCUUAAAAGAAGAGGUCAGGCAACGAACCACAUAAGCUGAAGUUGCCUUGUGUUCAUGGAACUGCCCACAUUAAUGGAAGUUCUCGUCACUUCCGCCUUGGUGAAGUGAACUACCAGCAAUCCUGUAUUCACUUGAAGAAAUGGGGCCUUACUGGGAGGGACAGCCUGCUAAACUGGAACUUCUCAACUGGUCCAAAAAAGAGGCUAUUCAGAGGCUAAUGGAAAUGAUCCAUGGGUAAAGUAAAAGUUAUUUAAGUAUUUAAAUUAUUAAGGAGCAUUUUAAAGAACUGUCCAGUGACUUUUGAAUAGGGUUUGUGGAAAAUGCCUUUCUUUCUAUUUGAUUCCUUGUCUAGUUAAAGUCUUAACAGGAUAGAAAAGGCUCUAUUUUUUUUUUUUUUUUAGGGUUUUCCCUGAGGUUUUAAAAAUGUGCAGAAGAGUGUUACUUUCUUUUUCCCCAAAUCCUUCCUGACUAUUAAGAUGUGUGGGUCAUGCUUUGGGAACCUAUGCACUACACACCAAGAAAGGUAAAACCGUUUUUUUUUUUUGAGAGGUUUUUCGCUAUAGGGUGCGUACGUUCGCCAGACAGACAGAGACGGAGAGACAGAAAGCGAGAAAUCCCCCCCCGGGGGG